AUGCCAAGUACAAGCGGUAUUCAAAAUACAACUAAAUUGCUGCAAAUAGGUAUAAAUACGAGCGAUAAUUCCACUGAGAGUUCUUCGGACGAGGAAUACAAAUGUCCGGUUUUAACGAAACAAAGAAAAUUCUCGACACCCAAAUCUCAGCAAAUGAGGUGCAGCCUAACUCAAACAGCGAAAAUGGCAGACUUGACCGGCACAUCUAAUAGGGCAGUAGCUAAAAUAGUUUAUGCCGUUUUGGAAGAUUUUAAAAUAAUUUCUAGAGAGGAUCAGUCUAACGUAAUUGAUAAAAGUAAAAUACGCCGAGAGCUAAGCAAAAACCGUAAAAAGCUUCAACAGCAACUAGAAAACAAAGACAUAAAAGGACUAUAUUUCGACGGGAGGAAGGACCAAACAAUUUGUAUUAAAAAUAGUAAAAAGACAAUACAACAAGAAGAACACAUUACAAUUUUAAAAGAACCUGGUUGUGACGGUACAAAUGUGAAUACUGGAUGGAAGGGAGGUAUUAUUCGACUAAUUGAAAAUGAUAUUAAAAGGCCCCUUCAAUGGUGUAUCUGUCUGCUCCAUGCCAAUGAGCUACCAUUAAGGCACUUAUUGCAAAGUUUGGAUGGUGAUACCAAAGGACCUUACAGCUUUUUGGCGCCAAUUGGGGCUCUUUUAAAACACUGUCAAGACAUGCCAAUUGUACAGUUUAAACCCAUAAACACAUCUCUUCCUCAACUCGAACCAGACGACUUAAGUACAGAUCAGCAGUACUUAUAUAAGAUUUGCAUAGGCAUUCAAAAUGGAACCAUUACUCCCAAUUUGGCAAUGAUAGAUCCAGGGAAGAUGUCACAUGCACGGUGGCUUACUACAGCCAACAGAGUGCUACUUUAUAUCGCUACUAAAAAUCCGUCUCCCAAUCUAGUUAUUUUUACCGAAUUUAUUUUAAAGGUCUACGCACCUGUUUGGUUUGAAAUUAAAACAAAACAACAUAUUUGCGAUGGAGCGAGGUAUCUGUGGAAAUCUAUAAAUGCUUCAAGAGGAUUCCCAGAUAAUGUUGAACAUGUAAUUGACAAAGUCUUUGCCGACAAUGCAUAUUUUGCCCACCCCGAAAAUAUACUUUUGGCAAUGCUUACCGACCCACGUUCAUACAUAAGAGAGUUAGCUGCAAGAAGGAUUAAAAAAUGUAGGAUGCAAACUAAUAAAACGGUCAGAGUUUUUAGGGUACCAUUUAUUAAUUUAGAUGCUGACGAUUACACAAGUUUAAUAGAUUGUCAGAAAACGAUCACCGAACCGCCAUUAACAUUUAACGUAACCAACGAAGUUUUAGAUAAUAUUGUGUCCAGAAAAGAAGUCCUAAACUUUGAAAAAUUUCCGUGUCAUACACAAGCGGUAGAACGCUGUGUUAAAUUAGUCACUGAAGCUUCUACUAAGAUGGAGAAACUCUCAGAGACCCAAAAUUCUUCUGACAUCCCAAGUGACAUCGAAGGUAAAGAUGAAAGAUCUAAAGUGGUUGAAAAACUUAACUCCGCUAUACCAACGCAAACUAAAACGCUUUCAGUGCAAAAGGCUUCAACAUCAAUCACACCACAAAUUGUGCAUUUUGAAAAUCAGUUUACAACACCAAAAGUAAAAACCAAAAAUAAAAACAAUACAAAUAUGGAGCAGGACAGUGAAAGCACACAAGUAUUGCAUAUGAUGAAAUCAAUGUAUGAAAAAAGAGAACGUGAUGAAUAUGAUGUAUUUGGAGAGAUGGUAGCUCAUAAUAUUAGAAGCUUAAGAUCGGAAUACUUAAAGAUUACCGUGCAACAGCAGAUUACAAGUGUAUUGUUUGAUGCUGAUGUUUGA
Molecule: messenger RNA, 1833 nt
Organism: Brassicogethes aeneus
Lineage: Eukaryota; Metazoa; Arthropoda; Insecta; Coleoptera; Nitidulidae
Source: the annotation of a GenBank genome assembly